AUGGAACUGCAAGAGCUGAAACGCCCCAGGGUCGGCUGGUUUCGCGGGCUGCGGAACAGGCGCGACGAAGGUCUCGAUGAGAUCGCUACGCAGCCUUCGGUGUUCGAUGAUCCUGUGGGGCUGGAAGUGUACCGCCCGCCCCCGGAGUACGAGAACGCGCACAGAUUCGAUCCGAAGGCGACGUGGACAUGGAGGGAGGAAAACCGUCUCGUUCGGAAGAUUGACAUACGCAUCAUGCUCUGGUCGUGUCUCAUGGUGUUCUGCCUCUCCCUGGACCGCGGCAACAUCCAGCAAGCGAACACGGACAACUUCCUGCCCGACCUCGGGCUCACGACCGACGAUUAUAACCUGGGCAACUCCGUGUUCAAGUUUGCGUUCGUCUCGGCGGAGCUGCCGUCGCAGAUCGUGUCCAAGAGGAUCGGCCCUGAUGUUUGGAUACCCAUACAGAUUACGCUUUGGAGCAUCGUGUCGGCAUCGCAGUUUUGGCUUACGGGGAGGCCGACAUUUCUUCUUACGAGCAGAGUCUUGAUUGGCUUCUUAGAGGGCGGGUUUAUCCCUGAUACUGUACUUUAUCUUUCGUAUUUCUAUACGAAGACGGAGUUGCCCAUCCGUAUCGGCUGGUUUUUUGUUUCCUCACAGUACAUGUCCGCUCUCAUAGGCGCCUUCGUCGCAACUGGCUUCCUCGCUAUCCAGAACGCCACUGGCACCCAAGGGUGGAGAUGGCUCUUCCUGCUUGAGGGAAUCCUCACUGCUGUAGUCGGCAUUGCGUCUUUCUUCAUGUUGCCACCUGGGCCUACGCAAACAAAGGCUUGGUUUCGGCCAAAGGGAUGGUUUACUGAAAGAGAAGAAAUAAUCAUGGUGAACAGGGUCUUGCGAGAUGACCCUAAUAAGUCAUCCAUGCAUAACCGGCAAGGCUUGACUCUUCCUAUGAUCUGGAGAUCAGUAAGCGACUGGAGGCUAUGGCCAUUGUAUUAUCUUGGCUUCGUUUUCUGCAUCAACGUGGGCCCUCCCCAGCAAUACCUCACCUUAACACUCCGGCGCCUAGGCUUCGACACCACCGAAUCCAAUCUACUCACGACGCCGUCGAUCGUGAUCGGGAUGAUCGGACUCGUCGUUACCACCUACCUCGCAGAGCUGACCAACUCGCGGACAUUCGCAUGUCUCACCCUGCAGAUAUGGGCGUUUCCGCUCCUGAUCGCGCUGUAUACGUUCACCACCGAAACGUCGCAGUGGAGCUACUACAUCGUGGUCACGCUCAUCACUGGGUUCCCGUAUGUGCACCCGAUUCAAGUCGCGUGGGCGUCUAGAAACUCGGGGAGUGUCGAGGGGAGGACGGUGUCUGCGAGUCUGUACAACAUAUGUGCCAAUCUUGGAGGAGUUGCAUACUCGAAUAUAUAUAAAACAAGCGAUGCUGUAAGAGCUGACUUCAAUAAACAUGGCAACCUCGCGUUGAUUUUCAUCACAGUCGCCAACAUUGUGGCAUAUGGCCUUACUUGGCUGUUCUACAGAGAGACCAACCGCCGCAGACAAGCAAAGUGGGACAGCAUGUCAGAAAAAGAACAACAAGUGUAUGUAGAGACGACGGCGGAUAAAGGCAACCAGCGACUGGAUUUCAGGUUUGCGUAUUAG
Molecule: messenger RNA, 1629 nt
Organism: Coniophora puteana RWD-64-598 SS2
Lineage: Eukaryota; Fungi; Basidiomycota; Agaricomycetes; Boletales; Coniophoraceae
Product: MFS general substrate transporter
Exons: 11
Coding region: 1-1629 (542 amino acids)
Biological process (GO): transmembrane transport
Cellular component (GO): membrane
Molecular function (GO): transmembrane transporter activity
Source: RefSeq, a predicted model, not a curated record